Messenger RNA from Tarenaya hassleriana, 1940 nucleotides. RefSeq names its product cytochrome P450 734A1. The transcript is spliced from 6 exons. NCBI's taxonomy places the organism in Eukaryota, Viridiplantae, Streptophyta, Magnoliopsida, Brassicales, Cleomaceae. Gene Ontology annotation, molecular function: oxidoreductase activity, acting on paired donors, with incorporation or reduction of molecular oxygen; heme binding; monooxygenase activity. The record is from RefSeq and is a predicted model, not a curated record. Bases 238 to 1797 code for a protein of 519 amino acids. Gene Ontology annotation, biological process: brassinosteroid metabolic process; brassinosteroid homeostasis.
AAAAAAAAAACAUUUAAUUAAAGACGAAUUAAAAGCUGCAAAAAAGAGAGGAAAAAAAUCGCCUUUUUAACAUUUCAUUCCCUCUUUCUCCGGCAUUCGUAUAACCAAAAUACGAGACACACCAAAGAAGCACCAAAAAGAAAGAGAGAAACCCUUUCGCUCUCUUUGUGUGUUUCCUCAUCUCUCCCUCUCUCUCUCUCUCUCUCUCUCUCUCUCUGUGUUUUCUGGUUUCCAACAAUGGAGGAUGAAACGAAUUGGCUGAGCCCCAAGGUUCUGUUUCUGUCUGUAAUGGUGGGUUGUGUAAUGGUGAAAGGCGUGGCCUUGCUCUGGUGGAGACCAAGAAAGAUCGAAGAGCAUUUCUCGAAACAGGGGAUCCGUGGUCCUCCUUACCACUUCUUCAUCGGCAACGUCAGAGAACUUGUCGGGAUGAUGCUCAAAGCUUCCUCCCACCCCAUGCCUUUCUCUCACAACAUUCUUCCUAGGGUUCUUUCCUUUUACCACCAUUGGAGGAAAAUCUACGGUGCGACGUUUCUCGUUUGGUUCGGACCAACAUUCCGGUUAACAGUUGCCGAUCCCGAUCUGAUCAGAGAAAUCUUCUCGAGAUCUGAGUUCUACGAGAAAAAUGAAGCUCACCCGCUUAUUAAACAGCUUGAAGGCGAUGGACUUCUUAGUCUCAAAGGCGAGAAAUGGGCUCACCACCGAAAGAUAAUCACCCCAACAUUCCACAUGGAAAAUCUCAAACUGCUGAUCCCCGUGGUGGUGAAGAGCGUGACGGAUAUGCUCGACGAGCUGUCGGGGAACUUGUCGGAAUCCGGAGAGAUCGAGAUCGAUGUCUACGAGUGGUUUCAGAUUCUGACUGAAGACGUGAUAACAAGAACAGCUUUCGGAAGUAGCUACGAAGAUGGACGGGCGAUUUUCAGGUUACAAUCUCAACAGAUGCUUCUUUGUGCAGAAGCUUUCCAGAAAGUGUUCAUCCCUGGCUUCAGGUUUUUUCCGACGAAGAGGAACAUAAAAUCGUGGAAGAUAGACAAGGAGAUAAAGAAGUCGCUGGUGAAACUGAUAGAGCGGCGGAGGGCGAGCUCCUCCUGCUCCGGCGGCGGAGAUGCGGCGGCGAAGGAUUUGUUGGGUUUGAUGAUAGAGGCGUCGAAGUCGUCGGCGAACGUGACGGUGAAGGACAUAGUGGAGGAGUGCAAGAGCUUCUUCUUCGCCGGAAAACAGACAACGUCGAACUUGCUGACGUGGACGACCAUCCUGCUGGCGAUGCACCCAGAGUGGCAAGCCAAGGCACGUGACGAGGUCCUCAGGGUGUGCGGCUCACGUGAUAUCCCCACCAAAGACGACGUCGUUAAGCUCAAGACGCUAAGCAUGAUCAUCAACGAGUCGCUACGGCUAUAUCCACCGAUAGUGGCAACGAUCAGAAGGGCGAGAGCUGACGUGGAACUCGGAGGGUAUAAGAUCCCCAGCGGCACGGAACUCCUAGUUCCGAUCCUAGCCGUCCAUCACGAUCAAGCCAUCUGGGGCAACGAUGCCAACGAAUUCAAUCCGGCUCGGUUCACGGAUGGCGUGGUCCGGGCCGCUAAGCACCCGGUAGGGUUCAUACCGUUCGGACUCGGGGUCCGAACUUGUAUCGGACAAAACCUAGCUCUACUUCAGACGAAGCUUAUGCUCGCGAUCAUGAUCCAACGGUUCACAUUUCAUCUUUCCCCGAAUUACCAACACGCACCAACGGUCCUGAUGUUGCUAUACCCUCAACAUGGCGCACCGAUUAUAUUCCGUAGAUUGGACGGUCAAGAUUAACGGCUGUGAUUUCAAACAACGUGUUCCGACGCUCUAGAUUAUCGUGAAAAAAAUCAACGGCCCUGAUUUCGUCAUGCGGGUCCAAGAUUUGUAAAGGGGGCGGCCAAGAAAUUCCCUUUGAGGCGUUGCAAAAAAAAAAAAAA